AUGGAUAUUAUCAAUUCGCAAAGUCAAAAGGCUCUUGCUGUUUCGGAAUCGGCCACAACUCCAUCUGCCUACAACCAACUUAAACAUAAGUACACAGAGUACAUCGAACUCAACGUCUCGACAUUCAACCCCGCCAGCGUGGACAAUGCAAUCACAUUCACGUUCGCCGCAUUUCGCAACGCCAGCGGCAGCUCGAUCAACGGCUCUGCCGACUCCGCUUGCUUUGGCAGAUAA
Neurospora tetrasperma FGSC 2508 is the source of this 234-nucleotide messenger RNA. RefSeq lists its product as uncharacterized. The coding region runs from base 1 to 234 and encodes 77 amino acids. The transcript is spliced from 3 exons. NCBI's taxonomy places the organism in Eukaryota, Fungi, Ascomycota, Sordariomycetes, Sordariales, Sordariaceae. The record is from RefSeq and is a predicted model, not a curated record.